AUGGAUGUUGUAUGCAGCGGAUUUGUUCUUCUCAUGAUACUGGCUAUUGCACCAGUAGCGGCAGCAGCAGCAAAGGAGUCUGCUGUGAAUUUAUUGGAAGCUGAAGCACUGCUCAAGAGUGGCUGGUGGCGAGACGAUACUGCUGCAAGAAACGUCUCUGCCCACUGCCAGUGGCGUGGUAUCAUUUGCAACGAUGCUGGUAGUGUUACCGACAUACUACUUCCAAACUACGGAAUUCUGGAUGGCUUGACAAAUUUCAGCUUCUCUUCUUUUCGGAACCUGGUUAGACUAGAUCUCAGUGGAAAUAACUUUUACGAAGCUAUCCCAUAUCAAACAGGUGCACUCUCCAAACUCACCUAUCUCAAUUUGUCUUUAAACGAUCUUCAUGGCCAGCUCCCUUCUUCUCUAGUAAACCUUACACACCUAGCACAACUUGAUGUUUCUUGGAACUGGAUUGGAGGUUUAAUUCCUCCAGGUAUCGGAAACUUGACAGAUUUGGUUACUCUAGAUUUGAGCCAGAAUUGCUUUUGGGGCCGCAUCCCACCAACUCUUGGCCACUUGUCCAAUCUGGCCUCCAUUAACCUCAGCAAUAACUACUUCAGUGGGACAAUUCCUUCAGCUCUUUUUAAUUUGACAAAUCUUUCCCGGCUAGACAUUCACUUCAAUCCUGCAAUGGGAGGAUUUCUCUCAGAAGAAAUAGGAAAUUUGAAGAGUUUAGUUGAAUUAGACUUCAGUGGCCUUAAUCUUUCAGGAGCCCUCCCUUUAACUCUUUGCCGCCUAACCAAACUAGUAUCUCUUUCAGGUGCUGAGAAUCAAAUUCAUGGUUCCAUUCCCUCUGAAAUAGGAAAUUUGAAAAUUUUGGAACAUCUUGUCCUUGGGUCCAACCGGCUGACUGGUCAAAUCCCUCCGACCCUUCGCAAUCUGACUACUCUAGUUACUUUGAACCUCUCUUCUAACCAAAUAAGUGGUUCCAUACCUCUUCAACUUUCCGGUAUACCUUCUCUAACAUUUCUAGAUCUUUCCUAUAAUGCUUUGGAAGGUGAACUUCCGUGUGAGCUUGUCACUAAGUUUGGUUCAGAAAAUUUUGUCGGCAAUCCAGACUUGCAUCACGAUUCCACUCUUUGUGGCGAUCACAGACAUCACCCCCCAUACUACAUCAUAGGUCUUGGCGUGUCCUUCUUGGUGUUCUCAUUAAUUGGCGGAUUAGUGCUUUAUAUCUUCUGCAAAACCAAAGUCAAGAAAGUGGAACUUGAGCUGAUGGACAAUAAACACGGAGACAUUUUCAGAAUAUGGAACUAUGAUGGACAUAUGGCUUAUGAAGACAUAAUUAAAGCAACAAACGAUUUUGAUGUCUGUUAUUGCAUCGGGACAGGGGGUUAUGGCUCUGUAUACAGAGCUCGGUUGCCAAGUGGGAAAGUAGUGGCUUUGAAAAAGCUUCACCGUUUGGAAGGCGAGAAUCCAAAUUUUGACAAGAGCUUUAGGAAUGAAGCCGACAUGCUAUCUAAAAUCAGGCACAGGAACAUUGUAAAGCUCUUCGGAUUCUGCCUGCACAAGCGAUGCAUGUUUCUGAUUUAUGAGUAUAUGGACAGAGGAAGCUUGUUUUGUAUCUUGAGAGAUGAAACUGAAGCUGUGGAACUGGAUUGGAUUAAAAGAGUGAAUUUGAUCAAGGGCAUUGCCGGUGCAUUGUCCUACUUGCAUCACGAUUGUGAUCCGCCAAUCAUUCACAGGGAUGUAUCAAGCAACAACAUUCUUUUGAAUUCACAGCUCGAAGCAACUCUUUCUGACUUUGGAACUGCGAGGAUUUUGGAACUUGAUUCAUCAAAUCAAACGGUCACUGCAGGCACCUUUGGUUACAUGGCACCAGAGCUAGCCUAUACCAUGGCGGUCACUGAAAAGUCCGAUAUGUAUAGCUUUGGCGUUGUGGUGCUGGAAACGCUGUUUGGAGAGCAUCCACGAGAAUUCCUUUCGUUCAUAGCAUCACAACCCAAUGAACCAAUAAUGUUGAAGGAUCUUCUUGAUGCCCGUCUGCCCCCUCCGACUAACCAUUUGGUCGUUCGAAAUGUGGCUGUUGCAACAGCGUUAGCCCUGGAUUGCGUCAACACAAACCCGAAAUGUCGACCAACAAUGCAGCAAGUGGUGAACCGAUUUGAAGUGGGCAGGCGAGAACCAACUAGGCCUUUGCACGCCAUUGCUGUGAACCAGCUUGUUAGUCCACCAGUACUUUCACUGCCUGACCAAACCUGCGCAGAUGGGAGGAGUAGCUCAAGCACCAUAAAUGAAUUCCAUGUGGAUAUCUCUGCGACUCUGCCAUCAUCCAAUUUUUCUAUCCAUGUUUCUACCUAAACAACUUUGAUAUCUGGUAGGAAACAGAAUAAGAUCGUGCUUUGCAAAAAUGGAAACUUGGCCAAGCACUUAGAUUGCUGCUACAUACGGCCAUUUGGUGUGCUAAUGAAAAAAAAAGUGUACUCAUUAAUGAACAAGUAGUUCAAGCACCAUGGAUGACUUUCAUGUGGAUAUCUCUGCCAUAUCCAAUUUUUCUA
This is a messenger RNA of Coffea arabica (coffee), 2540 nucleotides long. RefSeq lists its product as uncharacterized. Lineage: Eukaryota; Viridiplantae; Streptophyta; Magnoliopsida; Gentianales; Rubiaceae. Gene Ontology annotation, molecular function: ATP binding; protein kinase activity; receptor serine/threonine kinase binding. The record is from RefSeq and is a predicted model, not a curated record. Gene Ontology annotation, biological process: protein phosphorylation.